Messenger RNA from Amphimedon queenslandica, 609 nucleotides. RefSeq names its product iduronate 2-sulfatase-like. Gene Ontology annotation, molecular function: iduronate-2-sulfatase activity. Gene Ontology annotation, cellular component: cytoplasm. The transcript has a single exon. Lineage: Eukaryota; Metazoa; Porifera; Demospongiae; Haplosclerida; Niphatidae. The record is from RefSeq and is a predicted model, not a curated record. The annotation marks the transcript as partial.
GAUGAUGGAAUAAAAACUGAUGCACUUGUAGAACUGAUUGACAUAUUCCCUUCACUGACUGAACUAGCAGGAAUAGAUGUACCUCCAAUGUGUACUGACAAUAGUGCCAAGUCCAUUGCUUGUGUAGAGGGUAGUAGUGUGACCCCUUUACUAAAGAAUCCAACCAUGGAAUGGAAGAAGGCAUCUUUCUCACAAUAUCCAAGACCUAUUGGUGGGCUUAAACAGAUUCCUGGGAAACCACCAUUUGCAGGAAAUGAACAUGGGGAAAAUGUGAUGGGAUAUACAAUGCGUGUUGACAAGUAUCGUUUCACUGAAUGGUACAAAUUUGAUCGUGACACUUCAAAACCAAACUUUAAUACUACAUGGGGUACUGAACUUUAUGAUCAUUCUACUCCAUCUACUUUUUUUAAUGAUGAAAAUGUCAAUUUAGCUUAUAAACCAGAAAUGAAAGAAACUGUGGAAGAGUUGCGUAAAAUGCUUCAAGCUGGCUGGAGGCAUGCUCUUCCUCCUAAUAAUGGACCUUGACAUUACUUCAUAUAUAGUGUUUGCUGCAUGCUCACAGCUGUUAUAAUAACUAUAAGCUACACUAUAUAUGUGCUAAUUGAAAUG